AUAGAGUAUCUCAGGCAACAUCUUAGCAUUGCUAAAGAACUGGGAGACAGGGCAGGCGAGAGAAGUGCCUACAACAAUCUUGGCUUCGCUUAUCACGAGAUGGGUGAUUUUAAUCAAGCCAUAGAGUACCACAAACAACAUCUUAGUAUUGCUAAAGAACUGAGAAACAGGGCAGGCGAGGGAAGUGCCUACAACAAACUUGGCUCCACUUAUCAGAAGCUGGGUGAUUUCAGUCAAGCCAUAAAGUACCACAAACAACAUCUCAGUAUUGCUAAACAAUUGGGAAACAGGGAAGGCGAGGGAAGCGCCUACAACAAUCUUGGCUCCGCUUAUCACAAGAUGGGUGAUUUUAAUCAAGCCAUAGAGUACCACAAACAACAUCUUAGUAUUGCUAAAGAACUGGGAGACAGGGCAGACGAGGGAAGUGCCUACAACAAUCUUGGCUCCGCUUAUCACGAGAUGGGUGAUUUUAAUCAAGCCAUAGAGUACCACAAACAACAUCUUAGUAUUGCUAAAGAACUGGGAGACAGGGCAGGCGAGGGAAGUGCCUACAACAAUCUUGGCUUCGCUUAUCAGAAGCUGGGUGAUUUCAGUCAAGCCAUAGAGUACCUCAGGCAACAUCUUAGUAUUGCUAAAGAACUGGGAGACAGGGCAGGCGAGAGAGGUACCUACCACAAUCUUGGCUCGGCUUAUAAUGAGCUGGGUGAUUUCAAUAAGGCCAUAAAGUACCACAAACACCAUCUCAGUAUUGCUAAAGAACUGGGAGACAGGGCAGACGAGGGAAGUGCCUACAACAAUCUUGGCUUCGCUUAUCAGAAGCUGGGUGAUUUCAGUCAAGCCAUAGAGUACCACAAACACCAUCUCAAUAUUGCUAAGGAACUAAGAGAUAGGGCAGUCGAGUACUGUGCCUCCCAUAAUCUUGGCUCGGCUUAUCACAAAAUGGGUGAUUUUAAUCAAGCCAUAGAGUACCACAAACAACAUCUUAGUAUUGCUAAAGAACUGGGAGACAGGGUAGGCGAGGGAAGUGCCUACAACAAACUUGGCUUCACUUAUCAGAAGCUGGGUGAUUUCAUUCAAGCCAUAGAGUACCUCAGGCAACAUCUUAAUAUUGCUAAAGAACUGGGAGACAGGGCAGACGAAGGAAGUGUCUGUCACAAUCUUGGCACCGUUUAUCAGAAACUGGGUGACUUCAAUCAAGCCAUAGAGUACCACAAACAACAUCUUAGUAUUGCUAAAGAGCUGGGAGACAGGGAAGGCGAGGGAAGUGCCUACAACGAUCUUGGCUUCGCUUAUCGCAAGAUGGGUGAUUUUAAUCAAGCCAUAGAGUACCAAAAACAUCAUCUUAGUAUUGCUAAAGAACUGGGAGACAGGGCAGGCGAGGGAAGUGCCUACAACAAUCUUGGCUUCGCUUAUCACGAGAUGGGUGAUUUCAGUCAAGCCAUAGAGUACCUCAGGCAACAUCUUAGUAUUGCUAAAGAACUGGGAGACAAAGCAGGCGAGGGAAGUGCCUACAACGAUCUUGGCUUCGCUUAUCACAAAAUGGGUGAUUUUAAUCAAGCCAUUAAGUACCGCAAACACCAUCUCAGUAUUGCUAAAGAACUGGGAGAUAGGGCAGACGAGUACCAUGCCUACCACAAUCUUGGCUCGGCUUAUGACAAGCUGGGUAAUUUCAAUCAAGCCAUAGAGUACCACAAACAACAUCUUAGUAUUGCUAAACAACUGGGAGACAAAGAAGGCGAGGGACAUGCCUACAACCAUCUUUUCUCGACUAGUUACGAGUUGGGUGACCUCAAUCAAGCCAUAGAGUAUCUCAGGCAACAUCUUAGCAUUGCUAAACAACUGAGAGACAGGGCAGACGAAAAAAGUGUCUGCCACAAUCUUGGCACUGUUUAUAAGAAGCUGGGUGAUUUCAGUCAAGCCAUAAAGUACCACAAACAACAUCUUAGUAUUGCUAAACAACUGGGAGACAAAGAAGGCGAGGGACAUGCCUACAACCAUCUUUUCUCGAUUAGUCACGAGUUGGGUGACCUCAAUCAAGCCAUAGAGUAUCUCAGGCAACAUCUUAGCAUUGCUAAACAACUGAGAGACAGGGCAGACGAAGAAAGUGUCUGCCACAAUCUUGGCACUGUUUAUAAGAAGCUGGGUGAUUUCAGUCAAGCCAUAAAGUACCACAAACAACAUCUUAAUAUUGCUAAAGAACUGGGAGACAGGGAAGGCGAGGGAAGUGCCUACAACGAUCUUGGCUUCGCUUAUCACGAGAUGGGUGAUUUUAAUCAAGCCAUAGAGUACCAAAAACAACAUCUUUGUGUUGCUAAAGAACUGGGAGACAGGGCAGGCGAGGGAAGUGCCUACAACAAUCUUGGCAUAACUUAUCACGAGAUGGGUGAUUUUAAUCAAGCCAUAGAGUACCACAAACAACAUCUUAGUAUUGCUAAACAACUGGGAGACAGGGCAGGCGAGGGAAGUGCCUACAACAAACUUGGCUGCGCUUAUCAGAAGCUGGGUGAUUUCAGUCAAGCCAUAGAGUACCUCAGGCAACAUCUUAAUAUUGCUAAAGAACUGGGAGACAGGGCAGGCGAGAGAGGUACCUACCACUAUCUUGGCUCGGCUUAUAAUGAGCUGGGUGAUUUCAAUAAGGCCAUUAAGUACCACAAACACCAUCUCAGUAUUGCUAAAGAACUGGGAGACAGGGCAGACGAGGGAAGUGCCUACAACAAUCUUGGCUUCGCUUAUCAGAAGCUGGGUGAUUUCAGUGAAGCCAUAGAGUACCACAAACACCAUCUUAGUAUUGCUAAGGAACUAAAAGAUAGGGCAGUCGAGUACUGUGCCUCCCAUAAUCUUGGCUCGGCUUAUGACGAGCUGGGUGAUUUCAAUCAAGCCAUAAAGUACCACAAACAACAUCUAAGUAUUGCUAAACAACUGGGAGACAGGGCAGGCGAGGGAAGUGCCUACAACAAACUUGGCUGCGCUUAUCAGAAGCUGGGUGAUUUCAGUCAAGCCAUAGAGUACCUCAGGCAACAUCUUAGUAUUGCUAAAGAACUGGGAGACAAAGCAGGCGAGGGAAGUGUCUGCCACAAUCUUGGCACCGUUUAUAAGAAGCUGGGUGACUUCAAUCAAGCCAUAGAGUACCACAAACAACAUCUUAGUAUUGCUAAAGAACUGGGAAACAAGGUAUGCGAGGGAAGUGCCUACAACAGUCUUGGCUUCGCUUAUCAGAAGCUGGGUGAUUUCAUUCAAGCCAUAGAGUACCUCAGGCAACAUCUUAGUAUUGCUAAAGAGCUGGGAGACAGGGAAGGCGAGGGAAGUGCUUACAACGAUCUUGGCUUCGCUUAUCGCAAGAUGGGUGAUUUUAAUCAAGCCAUAGAGUACCAAAAACAACAUCUUAGUAUUGCUAAAGAACUGGGAGACAGGGCAGGCGAGGGAAGUGCCUACAACUAUCUUGGCUUCGCUUAUCACGAGAUGGGUGAUUUUAAUCAAGCCAUAGAGUACCACAAACAACAUCUUAGUAUUGCUAAAGAACUGGGAGACAGGGCAGGCGAGGGAAGUGCCUUCAACAAUCUUGGCUUCGCUUAUCACGAGAUGGGUGAUUUUAAUCAAGCCAUAGAGUACCACAAACAACAUCUUAGUAUUGCUAAAGAACUGGGAAACAGGGCAGGCGAGGGAAGUGCCUACAACAAACUUGGCUGCGCUUAUCAGAAGCUGGGUGAUUUCAGUCAAGCCAUAGAGUACCUCAGGCAACAUCUUAGUAUUGCUAAAGAACUGGGAGACAGGGCAGGUGAGGGAAGUGUCUGCCACAAUCUUGGCACCGUUUAUCAGAAACUGGGUGACUUCAAUCAAGCCAUAGAGUACCACAAACAACAUCUUAGUAUUGCUAAAGAACUGGGAGACAGGGAAGGCGAGGGAAGUGCCUACAACGAUCUUGGCUUCGCUUAUCGCAAGAUGGGUGAUUUUAAUCAAGCCAUAGAGUACCAAAAACAACAUCUUAGUAUUGCUAAAGAACUGGGAGACAGGGCAGGCGAGGGAAGUGCCUACAAUAAUCUUGGCUUCGCUUAUCACGAGAUGGGUGAUUUUAAUCAAGCCAUAGAGUACCACAAACAACAUCUUAGUAUUGCUAAAGAACUGGGAGACAGGGCAGGCGAGGGAAGUGCCUACAACAAUCUUGGCUUCGCUUAUCACGAGAUGGAUGAUUUUUAUCAAGGCAUAGAGUACCACAAACAACAUCUUAGUAUUGCUAAAGAACUGGGAAACAGGGCAGGCGAGGGAAGUGCCUACAACAAACUAUGCUGCGCUUAUCAGAAGCUGGGUGAUUUCAGUCAAGCCAUAGAGUACCUCAGACAACAUCUUAGUAUUGCUAAAGAACUGGGAGACAGGGCAGGUGAGGGAAGUGUCUGCCACAAUCUUGGCACCGUUUAUAAGAAGCUGGGUGACUUCAAUCAAGCCAUAGAGUACCACAAACAACAUCUUAGUAUUGCUAAAGAGCUGGGAGACAGGGAAGGCGAGGGAAGUGCCUACAACGAUCUUGGCUUCGCUUAUCGCAAGAUAGGUGAUUUUAAUCCAGCCAUAGAGUACCAAAAACAACAUCUUAGUAUUGCUAAAGAACUGGGAGACCGGGAAGGCGAGGGAAGUGCCUACAACAAUCUUGGCUUCGCUUAUCACGAGAUGGGUGAUUUUAAUCAAGCCAUAGAGUACCACAAACACCAUAUUAGUAUUGCUAAAGAACUGGGAGACAGGGCAGGCGAGGGAAGUGCCUACAACAAUCUUGGCUUCGCUUAUCAGAAGCUGAGUGAUUUCAGUCAAGCCAUAGAGUACCACAAACACCAUGUCAGUAUUGCUAAGGAACUGGGAGAUAGGGCAGUCGAGUACCGUGCCUCCCAUAAUCUUGGCUCGGCUUAUGACGCGCUUGGUGAUUUCAAUCAAGCCAUAGAGUACCACAAACAACAUCUUAGUAUUGCUAAACAACUGGGGGACAAAGAAGGCGAGAGACGUGCCUACCGCCAUCUUGUCUCGACUAGUUACGAGUUGGGUGACCUCAAUCAAGCCAUAGAGUAUCUCGGGCAACAUCUUAACAUUGCUAAACAACUGGGAGACAGGGCAGGUGAGGGAAUUGACUGUGAUAAUCUUGGCUCAGCUUAUCAACAGCUGGGUGACUUCAAUCAAGCCAUAGAGUACCACAAACAACAUCUUAGUAUUGCUAAACAACUGGGGGACAAAGCAGGUGAAAGACGUGCCUACAACCAUCUUGUCUCGACUAGUUACGAGUUGGGUGACCUCAAUCAAGCCAUAGAGUAUCUCAGGCAACAUCUUAACAUUGCUAAACAACUGUGAGACUGGGCAGGCGAGGGAAGUGCCUGCAACAAUCUUGGCUCAGCUUAUCACAAGAUGGGUGAUUUCAAUCAAGCCAUAGAGUACCACAAACAACAUCUCAGUAUUGUUAAGGAACUGGGAGACAGGGCAGGCGAGGGAAGUGCCUACAACAAUCUUGGCUUUGCUACUUAUGAGCUGGGUGACCUCAAUCAAGCCAUAGAGUACCUCAGGCAACAUCUUAAUAUUGCUAAAGAACUGGGAGACAGGGCAGGCGAGUACCAUGCCUACCACAAUCUUGGCUCAGCUUAUCACCAGAUGGGUGAUUUCAAUCAAGCCAUAGAGUACCACAAACAACAUCUUAGUAUUGCCAAAGAACUGGGAGACAGGGCAGGCGAGGGAAGUGCCUACCGCAAUCUUGUCUCCGCUUAUCAAGAGAUGGGUGGUUUCAAUCAAGCCCUAGAGUACCUCAGGAAAGGUCUUAAUAUUGUUAGAGAGCUGGGAUAUAAGGUACGCGAGGGAGUGGUCUGUAACAAUCUUAGCUUGGCUUAUCAUAAGCUGGGUGAUUUCAAUCGAGCCAUAGAGUGCCUCAGGCAACAUCUUAGUAUUGUUAAAGAACCGGAAGACAGGACAGAGGAGGAGUGUGCCCUUUGCCUGCUUGCUGAGGCUUAUCACGACUUGGGUGAUUUUAAUCAUGCCAUAGAGAACGCCAGCAAAUGUCUAAGUAUUGCUAGAAAACCGCUAGUAAGGUCAAAGGCUUUAAAAGUUUUUGGUAAAAGUUAUAUGUCAAUUGGUAAAUUGUUUCAAGCCAUGCAGUUUUUCGAGAAAUUCCUUCAUAUCGCUAAACACAUAGGCGACAGGAAAAACGAGGCUAAAGCCUAUGUCCUUAUUGGAACUGUUAAUGCUCGACGGGAUGAUUUUAACCAGGCAACAGAGUAUCUUGAAAAAGCGCUUACCAUGGCCAAAGAACUGAGAGACCAGGAAAUCGAGGCAAUGGUCUACGCCAGUUUUGUGGAAGUUCUUCGUAAACAGGGUGACUUUGAACGAGCCAUCGAGUACAACAAGAAAUGUCUUAAUAUGGUUCAGAAAUUGGGGCAAGGAAUAAUCAUGGGAAAUUGUUUAGCCAAUUUAGGUCGUACUUAUGAAAGCUCUGGAGACUUACAUCAAGCGGUUGAUUAUUAUCAACGCAGUACUAAACUUUUCAAUGAAUUUAGAGUUCUGCAAGCUGACGAUACGUUGAAAGUAAUUUUCCGCAAUGCACGUCAAGACAUUUAUCAGUCACUCUGCAGAACUUUGCUCAAGCUGUCAAAAUUCGACGAGGCAUUGUGUGCUGCGGACCAAGGACGAGCCGAGGCCUUGUUGGAUCUCAUCAAACUACGAUAUGGAUCCCAACUGGCAGUUUCUGGAUCAGUUCAGGCUAAACCAGGCAUCUCCGAAGUAGUCACUAAUAUCUCUGCUACGACGCUUUUUGUUGCACUACAAGGAAACGCAGUUAACCUGUGGGUAAUCGGGAAAAACAGGAAUGUACAGUUUACAAAGAAAGAAGUGAAAUAUCUCCUUGGAGAUGCGACUGACUAUUUGAAUUGCUUAAGGAAGAAGGCUUACCAGGAAAUUCGAGGAGGAUUCAGGGUAAUCUGCGAAAACCGCACAUUAGACGGGUCAAGUACCGAACAAGAAUUGCCACCCGCCGAGGAAAGAGGUGAGGAAACAGGAAACCCAUUACAGUCUGACGAGAAUCCUCUGCGUCUCUUCUAUGAGUGCAUCAUAAGUCCUAUUUCAAAUUUGAUCGAAGAUGGCGAGUUGGUUGUCGUUCCUGAUGGUCCACUGUGCCUCGCCCCUUUUGCUGCAUUUUUGGAUUCCGAAUCAAAGUACCUCAGUGAGUCCAUGAGGAUACGUAUUCUUCCGUCAUUGAUGUGUAUGAAACUGAUCAACGCUUCUCCGAAAGAAUAUCACAACAAGAGUGGGGCGUUGCUCGUAGGAGAUCCAUGUCUAAAAGACUUUACCACCUUGCUCGGAGAGAAUAGAUAUCGGCCCUUGUCCUGCGCCAAAAAGGAAGUGGAGAUGAUCGGAGCGAUGCUUGGUAUCCACCCACUCACUGGAAAAGAGGCAACCAAGGCUGAGGUGCUUAAGAGAAUCAAUUCGGUUGCUUUGGUACAUAUUGCUGCGCACGGAAAAAUCGAGACUGGGGAAAUUGCAUUGGCUCCAAAUCCAGAAAGAAAAUACGUCAGACCAGAAGAACAAGAUUUCAGGCUAACAAUUUCCGAUGUGCAAGCAGCGAAGUUACGUGCAAAGCUUGUUGUGUUAAGUUGUUGUCACAGUGCUCAAGGCAAGGUGUCAAGUGAAGGUGUGGUCGGCAUUGCACGGGCUUUCAUUGGUGCUGGUGCUCGUUCUGUUCUGGUCGCACUCUGGUCAAUUGAUGACGAGGCUACCAUGGAGUUUAUGAGAAGCUUUUACCAACAUCUGAAGGAUGGAAACAGCGCCAGCGUGUCGCUCAACCGGGCGAUGAAAUGUCUGCGAGAAUCAGAAGACUUUAAUGCCCCGCGGUUCUGGGCUCCGUUUGUACUCAUUGGUGAUGACGUCACAAUCGAUUUUAAAGAAAUCAACAAUGAAUCGUGA
This is a messenger RNA of Pocillopora meandrina, 7917 nucleotides long. Lineage: Eukaryota; Metazoa; Cnidaria; Anthozoa; Scleractinia; Pocilloporidae. The record is from the annotation of a GenBank genome assembly.